This is a messenger RNA of Salvia hispanica, 1157 nucleotides long. RefSeq names its product transcription factor bHLH47-like. The record is from RefSeq and is a predicted model, not a curated record. Gene Ontology annotation, molecular function: protein dimerization activity. Lineage: Eukaryota; Viridiplantae; Streptophyta; Magnoliopsida; Lamiales; Lamiaceae.
CUCUUGCAAAUCAACCUCGGUUUCUCUCUCUUUCGUGAAAAGUUUUGAUCUUUGGUAGUAAUUGAUAUGUAAACAGUGGCUUUGAAUUCUUGUUGAAUUGCUAUUCUCAAAUUUUAUUUAUGCAUUGAAUUUGUUGUUCUAUGAAAUGGAGAUUGAGAAUUUUUAUUCUUGUUGGAAGAUUUUGAUGAAUUUGGCCUUUUAAAGAUGUGAUCUUGCCCUCUUGUGUUUCACUUUGGAACUUAGAUGCAACCCCAUAUUGCCCCUAUAGUUAAGUUUAAAAUGGCACUGGAGACGUCAACGAGUGGUGACAUUUCUAGCAAGAACAAUGGAAAGAUUCAUAAAAGAAUUCACAAAUCCGAGAGGGAGAAGAUGAAACGCGAGAAUUUGAACGAGCUGUUUCUUGCUCUAGCAAAUUCUUUAGAAGUAUCUGAUCAGAACAACGGCAAGGCUUCCAUGUUGGUUGCAGCCACGCGAACAGUGAAAGACAUGCUGGAUCAGAUUGAACGACUCAGAAAAGAGAACGCCACCUUGUUGUCCGAAUCCAAAUAUGUUAAUGUUGAGACGAGUGAGUUAAAGGAUGAAAACACUGCUUUGGAGGCCGAGAUUGGUAAGCUUCGGACAGAGAUUGAGUCAAAGACCAAGUUGCAGCUCGAUCUAAACAUAGCCCCUCCUGAAUGUCAUAACCAAGAUCAGGCGAAUCACAAUCAUGAUAGUCCUCUCGUCUUUCCCGUCGUGCAACAUGGACCACGAGGGCAAAUCGUAAGUCCUUCACAUUUCACCACAUUAUGCUCGAACAUCCAAGAUCCCCCGGAGGUCGGUAUUGAACAACUAGCUACCAAGCAUGUUUCUCUAGUGAGCAAACCACAUGCUCGGUAUCUCACUCCAGCCGACAGAUGGCCGUCUCAAGUUCUAGAUAAACAGACCGAGUUAGGAAGAGCAGUUCCUCGAAGUUAUAGAAACACCAAAUGAUAAUGAGGAGUUAGUACUUACUUUAUGUAUAUUUCGGUUUCUGAUUAGUAGAGCUGUCUUCGCAAAUUUUAGGCUAUCCCGACGCAACCAUGGCAUGUAGAACAGGGGAUUAGAAAGUCGUAUAUGUUUCUCCAUUCUCUCAUUCUGUUUCGAGAUUGAUAUGAUGAAUCGAAUUAUAUCUUUGUCAA